Molecule: messenger RNA, 519 nt
Organism: Ostreobium quekettii
Lineage: Eukaryota; Viridiplantae; Chlorophyta; Ulvophyceae; Bryopsidales; Ostreobiaceae
Source: the annotation of a GenBank genome assembly
AUGAGCGCAACCGACGGACUGCUCGCGCGGCGCGGCUGGACGAGGUGUCACGUGAGGCCCAGACUCGCAAGGGAUUUGAUGGAGGACAAGGGGGAUGCGAUGGAUGCGGCGAGCGUGCUCGUGCAGGUCGGCUUCAGGCCUCAGAACAGCGCUCCUGUGGCGUGCGCAGUGGAGAAACGGGAGAGCCUCCUGGGUUCCGCGCUGGGGAUGGUGAAGGCAGGUGCGGUCCAGGCGUUGCCACCGACUUCCAGGGCAUCUUUUGUUCCGAGAUGUUGCACUAUCUCUCGUGAAACAGCCCAAGUUCAGUCCCCAACUGGAGAAUUGUGUCGGCCUUGUGUGAUACCUUGGUUGCACGUGGGAAAACAGGCAAGUUCGCUGCUCUUUCACCCUCCCCCUGGAAGGCGAUGGGCUGGCAAGUCCCUGGUCCAAAGCCUGCAUCGCCAUCAACCUGGCGGUGCGCUUUGUGCCAUUUCAUUGCCCCCUGUCACACUCGGUGACUUGUGUGUCACAGCCCAGUGA